AUGUCAUCUUUGGAACAACUGGAGCUGGAAGAGUUCGGCUUCCAAUUGAGACCGGCCAUUCAGCUGUUCGAUCCGGCUGAAGUCCAAGGUUUGGACGCACAUCAUUAUAACUUGCUGGCAAUCUCAAAUAAACACAAUCUACUGUUUGCCUACCUUAAUAACAAUCUCAAGAUAAUCGACUCACAGGAGCUUGAUAAGCUUCUGUCUGCUGAUCCAGAUAGUGAUAGCUAUUCUAUCGCGUGCUUGCAGGAGUUUGAGCAAGCUGGAAUUGUUCAAAUAGUACUAUCCGCGGACGAGUCCCAUCUGAUCAUUGUGAAACAAGACACCAUAGAACAGGCUAACCUUGACAAUUUGAAACAGGGCACAUGGGCUACAGAGAUUCUUACCUCGGUAGACUGCGAGGUUGUUCACCUUGCCUCAAGCGCGCUAGGCACCUUUGCUUAUCUGUUAGCUGAUGGCCGGCUGAUGCUGUUUGAUAUAACUGGAACCAAGAUUCUUCGUCAAGAGUGUAAUUGUUUUGACUGGAUAGACAACAAAACUUUAUUGAUCGGCGUGGAUUCUCAUGUUGAGCUGCUCAAGACCGACUCUGGGAGCUCAGAGACCAUUUCCCUUGAUGAAGAUCGCAAGCCGGUCUUUGUGACGGCCUUAGAACGAGACAGCUGGCUGGUGGUCCUUGGUGGCGAGACAGACGACGAUGACACGAAAUCAUACGUCAUUACCAGAAACGGUGACACUUUGGACAAAAGCGAAGCGUACGACAUUUGCAUGCCAUUUGGUGUAAUUCCACGAAAAUUGAGCUUCUACACUCUCCAUUUGCACAAGUGGAGCUCCACCUACCCGCAUCUUGUGUUUCUCACUAGCUCAAAAUCGACAGAGUUCAACACCUUAACGAAAACACAACAGUUACUGCAGCUGAAUGAUUCCGACAGAGCGCAAAUGCCCCUGGACCCUGACUCGGGAGAUGACGACACACCUCUUGGCCUAGUGCUUGAUCUAACAGGAAAAUCAGAAGUUUUGGAACCCUGUCAACAGGUUGAGAAAUGUGGUGCUUUGCCCAAGAUGAUUGCACUUACCAAUAGAGGACAGCUGCUGGUCUGGAACAUUUGGCUAUCCACUGACAUCAACGCUGGCAAGGUUGACCUCGGGGCUGCCAAAGAGGCGGCUUCGACUGAGACGGGAAAGAUUGAGGUGCUAGAGUCUUCGGAAAGUCAGCAAGCAGCGCCAGAACAGACGCUACCCAAGGACUUGGCUUCUUCCUUCUCCCAAAAUAAGACCAGCUUGUUUGGACAGUCCGAAAAGCCAGCUGUACAGAGUCCAUUUGGAUCUUCCACAGCUACAUCGUCUCCAUUUGGAAAGUCGGGUUUCUCAACAGCUACAGGAGGCUCUGCUUUUGGGAAAUCAGGUUUCGGUCAAUCUGCUUUUGGUUCUGCAGCUUCUGGAUCUUCCAACUCCUCUGGGUUUGGGCAAUCGGGUUUUGGAUCCUCUGGAUUUUCUUUUGGGCGAUCAAACCCCACAGCAAAUGCCUCGUCACAAAAGAGUGCCGACGCGCCAAAAAGCUUUGGGGCUUUCUCCUCCUUCAGCUCGGGAACGAAUGCUUUUGCUUCUAAAUCAUCAUCACCUUUCAAUAUCCAGCCUAAAGAAGACAUAUUUGCAAGUGCUGACAAAAAGGGCAGCUCACCGUUUGGGGAAACCAAAAGCUCAUUUGGAAAUACUAGCUCUAGUUUAUUCGGACAGGGCGGUUCAGCGUUCAAGUUCGGGUCCAACAAUCAAGUUUCCAAAGACAGUCCAUUUGCACAAUUAAGCUCAAAGCCAGUCAGCCAAGAGGAGAAGAAGGACAGCCAGCUGAGCUCUGGUUCAAGUCCUUUUGGAUUGAAUUUCAAGAGCUCUCUUGGUUUAGACAACCUGAAACUUGGCUCCAAAUCCCAAUCUCCAAGUCCAUUUGCAAAUCUCUCAGGGAAUACAGAAAGUCCAUUCUCCUCGCUGAAUAAAAAAUCAGAAAGUCCGUUUGCAUCCUUGGGAAACAAGGAGAGCACACCUUUUUCGAACUUGAAGUCUCCUGCAUUCAACUUCUCACAAUCAAAGCAGGAAGCUGACAAAGAGGCUGAGGAAGUUAUUGAAGAUUCUGAAAAUCAAAGCGACGAAACCCUCGACGGCGAUGAUUCUGAUGAAGAUGAGAAAGAUGAUGUACUUGAGGAGAACGAGGGUGAGGCUGAAGUGAAAACUCCAGAAGAAGUUCCCUCUCUGGAAGAUUCCGACCUCAGUGAACACUCAGCCGAGCUGGAUGGAAGCUUUGAGGAAAUCGAAAGGCCGGAGAGCUUGGACGCUUCUGCUCAGAGAACACAGGAGUUGCAUGUGGCAGCUAAGGCUGAAGAGGAUAGUGAAAAAGAUAGUGAAGAACAGCCAGUGCCCCCAUCUGCAGAGCGCAAAGUGUCUCAAUCAGGGACUGAGGAAACCGACGCGGGGCAGCCGCAGGAAGUCGCCAAACCGUCCGAACUCAAGCCCUCAGAUGACGCUGCUGAGACAGAACAGGACUCGACUGUCGAAUCGCCGCAGAGUGACUCCAACGCCGAUCAGUCAGUAUCUGAAAGUAGUUCUGGGUCAGCAGCCGUGCCUUCUACAGCGGCUCAGAGCGAGCCAGAAGCAGGAAAGACAGAUCUCAUUCCUCCACCGAAAUCGCCUCUUGUUGAGAAGUCUGUCUCCACGACUGAAUCAAAAGUGGUGGAAAAAAAUGUCGAUUUUGGAGAGAUUGACAAAGAUAAGGGACCGAAAGCCGUUCCCCAGUUAGUCUCGCUGGGGUCCAUGGCUGUUCCAGAGCUGAGCUCCAACGAGGUGUUACGUGAAAUGGAGAAGAUCGUUUAUCACACCGAUGCAGAGUUCAACAUUUUGCAUGAAAACAUACGGUUGUUUGAGGAGUUUAUGGAGGAUCACGCAUCAGGGAAGUAUCCACGCAAUUUCAGAGACCACAGUUUGUUUCCUACAUCCUGGAGGCUGUCUGAGGUUGGAAAACUUUCCGAGGUCAUGAACCAAAACGUAGCAGACUACUCCAAGCUGAAAGCUGAUUUGGGUGCUACAUUUGACGAUACGAGCUCUUUACUUUCCAAGUUGAACGCUAUAACAAAUCAAAGUGAUGAGAUACACACAAUGCUCAGGGAGUUGGAGCAAAACAGGAAACACCCUCACUUGGAAAAGAAUCUGUCUCCCGCCGCGUCCCAAAAGCUGGAUGCCAUUCGCAAGGGAUACGAGAAGCUCCGCGAUAUGGAAAAUGAUUUGCAUGCACGGCUAUUUGUUCUGAACGGGAGGUUAUUCCCUGAGCGCAUCCUUGAUUCGCCAACCAAUUUUGAGGUGAUUGUUUCUGGUCUUGAUGCCAAAUUGAGAACAUACUACGAUCAGCUGAAGUAUUUACAGGAGAAGAUCAGCGAGUACAAAGCCAAAGACAAGCCUGUAACGAAGCUGCUGCAGCAGUUUGACAAGCUGAGCGUGGCGUCGCUGGUUUCGCAGACUGCUGCCAAAGAACAGCUGGGCACGUAUUUGCAGGGCCGCAAAUCGGUGACUCACACGGUGGAGCUAUAA
This is a messenger RNA of Ogataea angusta, 3570 nucleotides long. RefSeq lists its product as uncharacterized. The record is from RefSeq and is a predicted model, not a curated record. Gene Ontology annotation, cellular component: nuclear pore; nuclear pore cytoplasmic filaments. The transcript has a single exon. Bases 1 to 3570 code for a protein of 1189 amino acids. NCBI's taxonomy places the organism in Eukaryota, Fungi, Ascomycota, Pichiomycetes, Pichiales, Pichiaceae. Gene Ontology annotation, biological process: post-transcriptional tethering of RNA polymerase II gene DNA at nuclear periphery; protein import into nucleus; RNA export from nucleus. Gene Ontology annotation, molecular function: structural constituent of nuclear pore; protein binding.